AUACAAACUUUUCUUUUUCUACGCAAUUGUGUUUACCCAAAAAAAAAAAAAAAGUGUGUCUAGAAAUUUCUGUUUAUUUGGCCAUAAAGAUAUUUCAUUUUAUCCUAUAAAUAAACCGAGUGUCUGAAAGGGAGAGCAGGAAACGAAAAAAAGCUUGGGGACCAUUUCCAUGGCGGACGGGGAGGGGAAAACGGUCAAUAAUGGUAAAAGAGUUCAUAUCCUGGUGGUAACAUACCCAGCUCAAGGCCACAUAAAUCCCCUUUUACAAUUCUCCAAACGCCUCCACCACAAAGGCGCCGCGGUGACCUUCGUCAUCACCAAAUUCCUUCUCAAAAACAGCCCCGCCGCCGACCGCCCUCCGCCCUUCCCCGUCGAGACCAUCUCCGACGACCAUGACGCCGGCGGAUUUCUCUCCGCCGUCUCUAUCCCUGACUACCACGAACGCCUUGAGCGCGUCGGCUCGCAAACUCUCCGGGAUCUGCUCCGGCGACUGGACGACGAUGGCCGCCGCGUCGACGCCGUGUUAUACGACGGAUUUAUGCCGUGGGUUUUGGAGGUGGGGAAGGAGUGGGGGGUGAAGACGGCGGUGUAUUUCACACAGGCCUGCGCCGUGAACAACAUUUAUUUCCACGUUUAUAGAGGAGAAAUUAAGCUGCCGUUGGCGGCGGAGGAAGAGAUUAAGAUCGGCGGAAUACCACCGCUGACGGCGGCGGAUUUGCCAUCCUUUGUGAAAGAUGUGAAAUCUUGUCCGGGGUUUUGGGAUGUUGUGGUUAAUCAGUUUCGGAACAUUGAGGAAGCCGAUUGGUUAAUGUGCAAUAGUUUCUACGAACAAGAAAAACAGGUGUUGGAAUGGAUGGAGAAGAAAUGGAGGAUGAAGACAGUCGGACCGAACAUACCGUCGAUGUACGCCGACAGGCAAAUAGACGACGAUUGGGAGUACGGGUUCAACUUCUUCAAACCCGACGGCGAGGUUUGCCGAAAAUGGCUCGACGGCCAUCGGAAAGGGUCAGUGGUUUUCGUGGCGUUUGGGAGUUUUUCAGCUUUGAGCGUUGAGCAGAUGGAGGAAUUGGCUUGGGCUUUGGCACAAACCAAUUCUUCCUUCUUGUGGGUGGUACGGGCUUCAGAGGUUGCAAAGCUUCCACCGAAAUUUGCAGAGGCGACGGCGGAUAAAGGGCUAGUAGUUCCUUGGUGCCUUCAAUUGGAAGUUUUAUCUCACGAAUCGAUCGGUUGUUUUGUGACGCAUUCCGGUUGGAAUUCGACGCUCGAGGCUCUAACCAUUGGUGUUCCCAUGGUGGCUAUGCCGCAGUGGACGGAUCAAACCACCAAUGCCAAGUUUGUAAUGGAUGUUUGGAGGACCGGAAUUAGGGCUCUGCCCGACCGUACUGGAAUAGUGCGGGGGACGACGAUUGCAGAUUGUAUCUUGAAGAUCAUGGAUGACGACGAAGGAAAGGAGAUUCGGAGAAACGCCGCUAUAUGGGGAACGUUGGCAAGACAAGCGGUGGAUCGCGGCGGAAGUUCCGAUCGGAAUAUUGAUGAGUUUCUUUCCCAACUGGCUUCUGAUUUAAACAUUUAGAAGAAUAUAUCUAUUAUGUUACUAAACUUUUGAGAGGUGUAACAAUUAAAAUUCUAAAUUUAUAAUUAAGUGAGCAAUCAAAUUAUGAAUUUUAAAAUGAUAAUUGUACGUCGGGUUGAUUGAGCUAUGUUUGAAUUUGUCGGAAAAA
Molecule: messenger RNA, 1721 nt
Organism: Benincasa hispida (wax gourd)
Lineage: Eukaryota; Viridiplantae; Streptophyta; Magnoliopsida; Cucurbitales; Cucurbitaceae
Product: UDP-glycosyltransferase 74G1-like
Molecular function (GO): quercetin 3-O-glucosyltransferase activity; quercetin 7-O-glucosyltransferase activity
Source: RefSeq, a predicted model, not a curated record